AUGAAGAAUUUAAUUAACGAACCCUCGACAGAUUUCCAUAUUAAGUUAAAUGAACAGUCAUUUAAAAUACCAACAAGGUUAUUGAAGAAGAAUAAUCUUCAAUUAAGUUCAUUAAUUGAAAGUGAAACAAAAGAACUACAAGGAGAGUUUUUAGAAUUGCAAAAAUUAAUGAAUGCUAACAAUUUGCAGGAUGAUAAAUUAGCAUUGGCAAAAAUGAAUGAUAUUAUCAAAAAUGUUGAUAUGUUUGAAAAGAAAUUGAAUAAGAAAAUAAAUGAAGAGAUGGAAUUGUUGAAUAGAAUACAAACCAGAAUUAAUUUUUUUGAGGAUUUAGAAAGUGCUAAAAAUAGUGGAAACGAAUCUAUCUUAAUUACAUGGUAUCAAAAAUAUACAAAUGUAUUGAUAGGGGAUUAUUUGACUAGAAAUUCGUCAAUUAAUAAUACUGGUGCUAAUGGUGCAUUACCAUCUAUAAAUAUGGAUGAGGAAGAUGAUAUUUGGAAUACAGGUACAAUUUUCUUGAAACAACAACAUUUAGAAAAACUUUUGGACUAUGAUAUCUUAAUAAACGCAAAUAAAAUUUCUAAAGCUCUAACAGAAAAUCAUGAUCUCCAACCUUUAUUUACAUGGAUUCAAGAGAAUAAGCAUUAUCUAUCAAGACGUUCGUGUACUUUGAACUUUGAUGCAAGAUUACAAGAAUACAUUCAGUUGUUAAGACUGGGAAAGAAGCAUGAAGCAAUUUACUGCUUUCAAACAUACUUAAUACCAUUUAUAAGUACAAAUUUAGAGGACCUUAAAAGGGCAGCAGGCCUGUUGUUAUCACAUUGUAGUAAUAAAAUGGAAAUAAAUGUCUUCACUGAGGAAGAAUCAGAAUGUCCACCAGCUUUCAAUACUUUGGAUAAUAUCUACGGAUAUUUUUUUCAUAAAGAGGUUCCUAGAAAACUUUCCGAGAAGCCAUCAAAUAAGCCAGAUCAAAAAAUUUCUUUAUGUCUAGAUUCUCCAAAGACAAAUUUCCAUUCAUCAUUAUUUGAUGAUAAUAGAUGGGCUGCGCUUAACGAAGCAUUCUUAGAAGAAUAUUAUAAAAUGUAUGGCAUUUCCCAUAAUGACCCAUUAUUAAUUUAUCUAUCCCUGGGAAUUUCGACACUAAAGACGCGAGAUUGCAUUCAUUCCAAAGAAUUGAAAGAAUCGAUGAACAUAGAAUUGGAUGAGUACAUUAAGUCGGAUGUUCUUCAUAAUAAAUGCCCAGUAUGCACUUCAGAAUUCAGAAACAUUGCAAAAGAUUUACCAUUUGCCCAUCAUAUUCAAUCAGAACUUUUUGAGAAUCCAGUUAUGUUACCAAAUGGAAAUGUUUAUGACAUGAUUAAACUAGUGCAAAUAGCAGAUAAUAUACGAAUCAAUAAUUUGAUGAACUUACAAGAUGAUGAAAUAAUAGACCCUAUUAACAAGGAAGUAUAUAAAAAGGCUCAAUUCAUUAAGAUGUACCCAACUUAG
Molecule: messenger RNA, 1485 nt
Organism: Vanderwaltozyma polyspora DSM 70294
Lineage: Eukaryota; Fungi; Ascomycota; Saccharomycetes; Saccharomycetales; Saccharomycetaceae
Gene: FYV10
Product: glucose-induced degradation complex subunit FYV10
Exons: 1
Coding region: 1-1485 (494 amino acids)
Biological process (GO): proteasome-mediated ubiquitin-dependent protein catabolic process
Cellular component (GO): cytoplasm; GID complex; nucleus
Molecular function (GO): ubiquitin protein ligase activity
Source: RefSeq, a predicted model, not a curated record